Conger conger (European conger) is the source of this 1837-nucleotide messenger RNA. Its product is annotated as core histone macro-H2A.2. The record is from RefSeq and is a predicted model, not a curated record. Lineage: Eukaryota; Metazoa; Chordata; Actinopteri; Anguilliformes; Congridae. The transcript has 9 exons. Gene Ontology annotation, molecular function: DNA binding; protein heterodimerization activity; structural constituent of chromatin. Gene Ontology annotation, cellular component: nucleosome. The coding region runs from base 330 to 1442 and encodes 370 amino acids. Gene Ontology annotation, biological process: nucleosome assembly.
GUACUUAUUGAAUUCAGCAUUCAGUCGAUCUAAAUGUUCGGCAAUUUCUUCUAAGAUACAUUCCUCACAGCCAACUGUCUUCUCCGCUUUCAGAUCGGGGGGGGUUUCAUUUAGUUUUCUCUCAGAAUGAAUUUUUCCCCUUCGCGGCAUCGGUAGCACAUAACCUGCCUCCAACGGUCGUGCAGUGACUAGUUUUAAACAACAGGGCUACACAGAAGAACAGAGAAAAGGGAAAAUAUACAGCAUAAAACUCAUUGGAGAUCAACAAACGGACAAUCAAGCCAACGUUUCAUUCUUCAACGGAGAAAAACAGGUAGAAAGAAAGAAGGAUGUCGGCACGAGGGGGGAAGAAGAAGACCACCAAACUUUCCCGGUCUUCCCGGGCAGGAGUCAUCUUUCCCGUGGGGAGGAUGAUGAGGUACCUCCGGACAGGGACUUACAAGUACCGGAUCAGCAUGGGUGCCCCCGUCUACAUGGCAGCUGUCAUAGAGUACCUGGCAGCUGAGAUCUUGGAGCUGGCCGGGAAUGCAGCGAGAGACAACAAGAAAGGAAGAAUAACUCCACGUCAUAUCAAGCUCGCAGUAGCCAACGACGAGGAGCUCAACCAGCUCCUACGGGGGGUGACCAUAUCGAACGGUGGAGUGUUACCCCGAAUUCACCCCGAGCUCCUGUCCAAGAAGAGGGGCGCGCGGGUGAAGGUGGACACCCAGGUGACCGUGCCGGAGAAGAGGCCGGGCCGCCCCAAGAGCAGCAAGAAACCUGUCGCCAAACGAGCCAAAGGGAAGCCAGGACGCAAGUCAAAGAAAAUUGUGGAAAACGACAAAGAAGUAGCCACCAAUUCCACACCAGAAGACGGGCCAGGAGAAGGUUUCCCAAUCCUCUCAGCAAAGAGCUUGUUCCUGGGGCAAAAGCUUUCUUUAACGGAGAGCGAAAUCAGCAAAAUCGGAUCCAUCCAAGUAGAGGGCAUCAUCAACCCUACAAACGCAGAGAUUGACCUGAAAGAAGGCGUAGGCAAUGCCCUGGAAAAGGCAGGUGGAAAAGAGUUUCUGGAGUCUGUAAAGGAAGUGCGGAAAUCGCAGGGGCCGCUGGAGGUUGCUGCAGUCGCAGUCAGCCAAGCCAGUGGAUUGGCAGCCGAGUUCGUGAUCCACUGUAACAUCCCCCAGUGGGGCUCGGAGAAGUGCGAGGACCAGCUGGAGAAGACCGUGAAGAACUGUUUGUCGGCCGCUGAGGAGAAGAAGUUGAAAUCGGUGGCCUUCCCCUCGCUUCCUGCCGGCCGGAGUGGCUUUCCUAAGCAGACUGCAGCCCAGCUGAUCCUCAAGGCCAUCUCCAAUCAUUUUGUGUCUGCAACAUCCUCUUCCCUUAAGAACAUCUACUUUGUACUGUUUGACAGUGAAAGCAUCGGCAUUUACCUUCAGGAAAUGGCCAAAAUGGACACCAAGUAAAGCUUUUUAUUUUUAUUUUUUUAAACGAGUGUAAUACUGUUUCAGGUGGAUUUUUUGCAACUGGUAUAGUGAGGUUCCAAGGAUUCUGUUAGUAGUUUUUUUUCCAACAAAGGUAGAUUUUUGUGUGGGAGGGAGGGGGGGAUGUGAGUGAAUUACUGUCUGCAUUUACAUUGCACUGUUUUCUCAAAUGAUUGCGUCAUAUAGAAUAGGUUAAUUCAUUGGGGCUUGUAAUUUUUUUGCUUUGACCCAUUUGUUUUGACAUUCCAUGUAAAAAGGCUUUUGAAAUGACCCUUGUUUUAUCCCCUGGAUUUCCUCUGUAGUUUCUGAUAAUGUUAGUUUACUAAGAAAAACGUGUUUCUCAUUCUGGUUUGAAAUAAACCAAAUGUUUUACACCA